This is a messenger RNA of Colletotrichum acutatum, 1766 nucleotides long. RefSeq names its product cytochrome P450. The record is from RefSeq and is a predicted model, not a curated record. The transcript has 5 exons. Gene Ontology annotation, molecular function: monooxygenase activity; heme binding; iron ion binding. The coding region runs from base 68 to 1588 and encodes 506 amino acids. NCBI's taxonomy places the organism in Eukaryota, Fungi, Ascomycota, Sordariomycetes, Glomerellales, Glomerellaceae.
CUUAUAUCUUUCGCGGACCUUGCAGAUUGCCCAGAUCUUUCAACUUUAGCGCUGGACAUUUCCCAACAUGGCAUCUGCCACUGGAAGCCUUUGCACACAAGCAGCCCAGCUUCUUUUCGCCCUCUUUAUUUUCAUUUCCUUGUUCAUCUCUUACGCCCUCGGCAAGGCUCUAUACAACGUCUUCUUCCAUCCUCUUCGAAACUUCCCUGGGCCCAACUUAUGGGCUACGAGCCGUGUCCCCUAUAGCCUCGCCCAACUUGGCGGGAAGCCUCAUAAGCAACUUCUAACCCUCCACGACAGGUACGGUCCCAUUGUCAGAAUCGCCGACAACGAGCUAUCCUUUAUAUAUCCUGAUGCGUGGAAAGAUAACAACGGCCAUCGCAAAGGGGGCGUGCCUGAGAACAUAAAGGAGCCACUGGCCAUCCUCGGCAACGAACACAAUCUCUUUGGUGCGAACCUUGAAGACCACAGUCGUAUGCGCCGCGUUCUUUCGCACGGGUUCUCCAUGCAGGCCAUGAAGGAUCAGCAACCUCUCAUCUCGGCUCACGUUGACCUCCUACUACAACGGCUGAAGAAGCAUGCAGCCGGAGGGACUCGGCCUAUUGAUAUGGUGUCUUGGUAUAACCGCGUCACAUUCGAUGUCAUCAGUGACUUGUCCUGGGGUGAGCCGCUGGGAUGUCUAGAGAAAGAGCAGGACCACCCGUGGAUCGUGGCCCUGGGACACACAGUCAAGUACCAGCUAUACCUUGGACUUGCUAAGCGCUUUCCUCUCUUCACCAACUUACUGAAAGCAUUCAUCCCAAAGGAGCUGACCAGACUGGAACAAGAGAACUUUGCGUUGGCUGCAGCGAAUGUCGAGAAGCGGAUUGCUCUAGCAGAUUCCCGCCCAGAUUUCAUGGAAUCAAUGAUCCGACAAAAGGGGGAUAGGGAGAUACAAAAACAUGAAAUGGUCAGCAAUGCCUUCCUGCUCAUGCUCGGUGGCUCCGAAACGUCCGCAACCGCACUCUCAGCAGUCACGUACUUCUUGACCUCUCACCCAGCGGUUCUGUCCAAACUUACCCACGAAGUCUUCUCUACUUUUCAAUCGGAGGAAGAAAUCAACAUCAACUCUGUUCAGAACCUCCCAUAUAUGCUAGCCGUUCUAGAUGAAACCCUACGGCUGAACCCGCCCCUUCCUCACUCUUCGCCGCGGGUGGUGCAUAAGGGAGGCGAUACUUUCUGUGGGUUCUAUGUACCGGAAGGCACCGUCGUUGGAAAUCCCCAGUGGGCGAUGUAUCAUAGCUCUCAGAACUUCACACUCCCAGAGUCUUUCAUCCCAGAGCGCUGGCUGGGUGAUCCUCGCUUCGUCGGUGACCAAAGAGAAGCCAGGAAGCCCUUCAGCUUUGGACCAAGGAACUGCAUUGGAAUGAACCUCGCAUACACAGAAAUGAGGAUUAUUCUUGCUAGGAUCAUUUGGAAUUUCGAGAUGAAACUUUCUGAUGAGAGUCAAAGGUGGACUGAGGGGCAGGACGCGUGGGUUGUUUGGAAAAAGCCCGCGUUGAAGGUGUACUUGACACCUCGGGAUUUGCUUGAGUCCAAGGCUCAUUAGGAGGCACUUCUUGGGCGGGGUAUGACCUCCGCUCAUGAUGGACUUCCAAGUCAUGGUGCAGAUUUCAGAGUGUUGCGGUCAAUUCCUGCUUGGACUAUCUUACUUCACAUCAGCUCCAAAUAUGAACAGCGAAAGAGGGAGGUGUGAGAACUGAAUUUGAGACUGGUUGUUGAACGAC